Molecule: messenger RNA, 504 nt
Organism: Arctia plantaginis
Lineage: Eukaryota; Metazoa; Arthropoda; Insecta; Lepidoptera; Erebidae
Source: the annotation of a GenBank genome assembly
AUGAAACUUUUAGUAGUGUUGGCUGCCGUAACGGCUCUAUGCGCUGGUAGCGCAAUUCCCGUCGUUCCGGGAGAUAAUAGUCACUAUGUGGAGGGUGAAAGCCGCUACAUCUGGAUGCCCGAUGGACUGGAUCCUGCUGGUCCUCAAUGGGGCUUAAACGCAGUUGCUCUGAAUCGAAAUGAUGGUCAAUACGUUGAAGCAAUUCACACAAAUGGUGGACGUUAUGGGAUCUUUGACCGGAGUGCUGACGCUGACUUCUACCCUAAUGGAGGAAGGCGUCAGCCCGGAUGCUGGACUAACGUCUGUUCCCAUGGCCGCGCUUUUGAAAUAUUUGCUUCAACUGUUCGUUACAACCACCUUAACGGGAGGGCAUGUUCUAACAUCAAUCAAGUUUCAAAUCCAAACCAAUGCACUGGCGCCACUCUGAGGAUGGGUAAUGCAGUUGUGAACAAAAGAGGAUCUGGAAUCUUCGCCCUUACAACGCGCAACUCGGCUCCAUUUUAA